Messenger RNA from Plodia interpunctella (Indianmeal moth), 1974 nucleotides. RefSeq names its product lymphokine-activated killer T-cell-originated protein kinase homolog. The record is from RefSeq and is a predicted model, not a curated record. Lineage: Eukaryota; Metazoa; Arthropoda; Insecta; Lepidoptera; Pyralidae. Gene Ontology annotation, molecular function: ATP binding; protein serine/threonine kinase activity. The coding region runs from base 266 to 1225 and encodes 319 amino acids. The transcript has 6 exons. Gene Ontology annotation, biological process: peptidyl-serine phosphorylation.
UAUUUACCUAGUAAGUUUGCAGAUAAUUCUGGGAAAUAUUAAAAUUAAGACUACCCACUAUUUAUAGCCAUUUUUAGAUAAACUAAGACCCGGCUGGCAAUGGCAACACUGACGUGACAUAUACAGUUUGUUUCUUUCUUUAAAGUUUGAAUUUUUUCUUCGGUUAAAUAAACAUAGGUAACUGACAAGUAUCGUAUUUUGCUUAAAAAAGUAUUUUCUUGUGUUUUUCGUAUUGCUAAUAAAGCUUUUCAUCAUUAAAACGAAAAUGUCAGAAUUCAAAACUCCGAUCAAGAAGAUCCAACCAGUUGAUGAUAAAAUCGUCAUCCCCGCUUCGCCUUUUCUAAACAGAUUGGGAUACGGCACAGGCGUAUCAGUUCUUCAGUUAGUGCGAUCUCCUCGCGCGGGUCUAAUUCGCUCGCCAUGGGCUUUAAAAAUGCUGAACAAAAGAGUAAAACCCAACAAAGUCUACUCAGAACGUCUGCAACUAGAAGCAGAGUUGUUACAACGCAUGUCUCACCCUAACAUAGUAGGAUUUCGAGCAUUUAGUAAAGCCAAUACGCUGUUUUUGGGAAUGGAAGCCUGUGAAAUAUCUUUAGGAGACAAGAUCGAGAAACGGGUUGAAGAAGGAUGUGAGCCAUUUACACAUAUGCAGAUUUUGAAAGUUGCGUUAGACAUCGGCAAAGCUCUCGACUACCUUCACACUAAAAUGCAGCUGCUCCAUGGAGACAUUAAAUCCUACAAUAUCCUAGUCAAUGGGGACUUUGAGAUUUGCAAGCUGUGUGAUUUCGGGGUCACGUUGCCGCUGGACGAGAAUGGAGUAUUUGACAAGAUGAAAGCAGGGAAUGCAGUGUAUUACGGUACAGAAGCAUGGAGUGCCCCAGAAGUGAUCCACGGCGGUGAGAUCUCAAGCAAGACAGACAUCUGGCCGCUGGGGCUCACGCUGUGGGAGAUGAUGGCACUGAUGCCACCACAUUCGCAGUUGGAUGAGACUGCCGAUGACAGCAUGAACUUGGACCAAUCUGCUGAAAGCUUUGAUGAAGAAUAUUUCUCUCAGAGAUAUGGCACGUGUCCGCCCGUGCCCGCCAACAUCGGCGGCCGCUACAGCGGCGCGCUGCGGCUGCUGCGGCGCUGCGUAGAGCCCGCCGCCGCCGCGCGCGCCGCCGCCGCGGACGUCGUCGCGGACGCCGCGGAGCUCAUGGCUCGGGAACUCGACGCUACGCCCUAGUGGAAUACCCGAAUCGAGAAUGAAGAUGGAUAUAUUUAAAUUUCUCACAAACUAAGUUGAUGAGAUCUCAUAUUGAGAUUCAAUGUCAAUAAAAUUAAGUCUACGUUGAGCGUAAGAUAUUAAAUUAUAAUAAAUAGCGUCCAGUUAAUUUAAUGCUUUAUAUUAAGAUAUAUAUGUUAUACUUUAAAUUAGUAUACACAAUAGUGAGUUAAAAUAAGUUUAAAAAAGUUUGCUAUGACAGUGGUGUUAUCACCUAUAGAAGACGAUUGACAUUUAAUUUUAUGAUUAAAAUGUUAUUUUUAAAUUACUUGUAAUACAACAUAAUUGAUUGACCAUUAGAGUUCACCAGUUUUAUUAAAUGUUAAUUUUUAUAACCUGUUUUUCAAGUUCACUGUAUGAACCCUGAAGGAACUAAAACUAUUAUAAAUUAAGACUAGUAACAGUGUGUAUGUACUAUCAGCACCGAUUAAACUUAAAUUUAUUCAUUCAUUGUCUUAUAAUGCCUGGAUCUUUACUGCUGGUGAAUAGUUUUAGAGAAUAUUCAUAUACAAGGUGCAUUGUAAUAUCACUAUUCUCUUUUGUUAAAAUUGUAUAAAUCGGAUGAUUACAAGUUUUACAACUAUUCUUUUAUUUAUAGUAUUGUAAGACUCCAGUCCUGGGUCUCGAUUCUCACGCGAAAGUUCAUUUCAUCAUCAGUUUCCUCCAAUUGAUUCCGAAGGUGUAGUUCAGUUUCUGCAUACAAAGCACAG